CAGCGGAUGGAAGCGAAAAGCUUCCCUCUUUUUAUUUAUUAUAAUUAAUUUAUUUAUAUUUUAUCAUUCGGGAAGAAAAUAAAUAUACCAAAAAUAAACGAACCCCGAUUUAGGGUUUCUCGUUUCCCCGUCUCUCCUUUUUGAUUCCCUUCAGAAAUCUCCCCCAAAAAACCCUAGCUAGGGUUUCGAGCACUCUAUUGCCCAAUCGCGGCAUGGACGGCGCGGAUGGAGCGGGCGAUGAUCGGACGUUUAGGAUCAAUUUUGGGCGCGAGGGUACGGCGAGGUUGAGGGAGAGGGUGAAGGAGAGGCUGAAGGAGAUCAUGGGAGAUUACACCGAUGAUACCCUCGUGGAAUAUGUUCUUGUUUUAUUGAGGAAUGGAAGGAGUAAAGAGGAGGCAAGGAGGGAACUGAAUGUAUUUUUGGGGGAUGAUAGUGUUUCUUUUGUUUCCUGGUUGUGGAAUCACUUGUCUUCAAGUAUGCAUCUUUAUGCACAGCCAGAAGAACUGCUUUCUGAAGAUAAAUGUGGAGGAGACAAGUCUCAGCAAGAGUAUGUGCAUGGAAAUGUUAAGAUUGACUCAGAAAAUGAGAGGGAAGAUAUAUCUAAAACUUCCAGAAGUAGGCACAAUAAAGAUUGGAAAGGAUUGGUUAAAGAAGAAAAUAACCCAUUUCCUCUUCGAAGCACUGUGACCAGGAUUUUGCAUUCAGAGGAGAGAAAGAACAUCAGAGCUAACGUGAAACGAGCUCUUUCUCCUAGACCGCAGAUUGGCAAAAAGCGAAGCCGAGAUGACAGUCAGCAGCCAAUCAAGAGAGAUGCAGCUCCCCGUCCGGUGAUUGCGGCAUCCCACCGGCUACUACAGUUUGCUGUCCGUGAUGCUGUGAAGACCGUGCAACAAGCAAGCACUAGAACUGAGCCAGAUUUAAAGCGAAUUCGCUCUGUGGUUUCAACAUCAAUGGAAGAACCUUUCUUGGAUGAGAGACCCCAGAGACUCAGAUCAGUCGCGAGAGUACCAGGUCCUCUGUCGACAGCACUCAAAGCUGCAGCGGAAGCUGCUGAAGAUGUAACUAAGGAUAGAGGUCCAGGAAGUGUUUUUGAUAGAUUGAGUCGUGGUGCUUAUUUAGCUGAGCCUGCCGAACAUUCAUCAAUGGAACCUAUGCUGGAAGGAGAGUACGAGAACCCAAACCAAAAUCCAGAGUCAAGUCAUGCUGAAUAUUAUCAAAGAAGUGAUUAUGAUGGACGUUUUAUGGUGGACAUGACGAUGUCAAGCAGGAUUGCUGCUUUGCCUGAUGGUUCUGCUUCUGACAAUGAUGGAUACAAUAAUGUUGCUGUUGUCAGAAAUCGGGGUUUGAAUACUUCGCACAGUGCUGUAUCUGCAAACAGAGACAAAAAGUCUUUAACUUUGCAGCAUAAUCCUGCUCAGAAUGCUGAUGAGGUUGUAAAGAAUGCAAGGUUGAUCAAUGAAGACCCACCUUCCAGUGGAAUAGCAAAGGCAUCUAGCAAGAUCGUGAAUAUCUCAGUUGAUGUAAAUACAUGGAAACCUACCCACUUCCAAGUGCCUAAAGAUAUCAGCGAGGCAGGGAAUAGACAUGCUGUGGACAGGGGUGAUGUGAGUGCAGAGAAAACAAAUGUCCAGCAAUUAAAGGAAAAUGAUACUGCCAUGACAGAAAAUGAAAUUGCGCGAGCUGAUGUUCAAAAGGAGCCCCAGCAUAAAGGGACUCUGACAUCAACACCUGGUUCAUAUACCACUAGCCGUCCUUCUGAUGAUGUUGACUCUCGAACUGUUUUUGUCGGCAAUGUUCAUUUUGCUGCCACAAAAGAUUCUCUAUCUCGUCACUUCAACAAGUUCGGGGAAGUGCUUAAAGUAAUAAUUGUGAGCGAUGCGGCAACUGGCCAACCUAAAGGAUCAGCAUAUGUGGAGUUCUUACGGAAAGAAUCUGCCGAGUCUGCACUAUCCCUGAAUGGCACAUCAUUUUUAUCUCGCAGUCUGAAGGUUGUUCGUAAAAGUUCAAUACACAGUGAAACUGCACCAAUGAUGGGUUGGCCUAGAAUUGCACGAGCAUCCCCCUUCACUUCUAGGGUUAGCAGAGCUGCAUUCUCAAGGGGAGUUCUUCCUGGUGCUUUUAGAGCUCGACUUCCUGUCAAACCCGGAGCACGGAGUUUACAGUGGAAAAGGGAGGACUCAGCUGCUGACGGUACGAAAAAUACUCAGAAUAAUAACCCCUUAACAUCUGUAACCAAUGUUUCAUCUCCAACUGGGCGUAAUUUGACAUACAUUAGACCGGAGUCUAAAGUUGACGCAAGUUCUGGUCCAGCCUAAUAAGCUCUCUUAUGGUGGAAUUUGUGAAUACUGAAGGUAUAAAUGGUACAGAAUUGGAGCCUGGCUCUUCUUUGAAAUCCUUAUUAUGCGCAGGAAAGGGUUUGCCUUCUUUCUCUUCAGUAUGAAAAUUUUGAAAAAAAGGGGGAAAUUUUAUUUGAAGAGGAUUGGUUGGAGGUAUAUAUAUAUAUAUAUAUAAUUGGCUAGUGAUUGAAGAGUUUGUUCUGAGGAAAUCUGUGAAUAGCACUUUAACUAAUCAGCAAUCGGUUUCUCUCUUAGCAAUUUUAGUUUCUGCUGGCUUAUAAGAUUAUGUUUUGGGAGUGAACAAACUGGAUCGGUGGAUUAUCUUUUAUUGAAUUUUCCUUUUAUU
Messenger RNA from Asparagus officinalis (garden asparagus), 2682 nucleotides. RefSeq names its product nucleolin 1. Gene Ontology annotation, biological process: mRNA processing; regulation of mRNA stability. The coding region runs from base 213 to 2315 and encodes 700 amino acids. The record is from RefSeq and is a predicted model, not a curated record. Gene Ontology annotation, cellular component: cytoplasm; nucleus. Gene Ontology annotation, molecular function: poly(A) binding. The transcript is spliced from 9 exons. Lineage: Eukaryota; Viridiplantae; Streptophyta; Magnoliopsida; Asparagales; Asparagaceae.